This is a messenger RNA of Dermacentor andersoni, 3641 nucleotides long. RefSeq lists its product as uncharacterized. Gene Ontology annotation, molecular function: DNA-binding transcription factor activity, RNA polymerase II-specific; DNA binding. The record is from RefSeq and is a predicted model, not a curated record. NCBI's taxonomy places the organism in Eukaryota, Metazoa, Arthropoda, Arachnida, Ixodida, Ixodidae. Gene Ontology annotation, biological process: regulation of DNA-templated transcription.
UUGUUCGUGUUCUCCGCACGGGAGCUGCGCGUCGUUAUUCUUUUUUUUCCGACCUCCUCGUAGUCGGCGAGUGAGUAGUGUGCGCGGCUUCCCUCGCUGGCCACGCUCAACGAAACAUCACAGUGAACCCGACAGGCAAUCGACGGCGGCAAGGACCACGCGGCGAUCGCUCCACUAGAGCGAUUCGACGUUGGAAACGGGACUCCGCUCAGCUGCUUCUACAGCGACGACACCACCUGACAUCGCCCGGAGCUGUCAACUGCCCGACUCGACACGUUGCACGGCCGCGCUCUAGGGUGAUCCAUCCGCGCCUAGAGGGAUCCUUUGUGAAGAGUCGCCCGCAGGAAGGACGUCGUCUUCUUUGGAGAGUUCGUCGCCGCCUCACUACGUCCAGUGGGGGUGGACUGUUGCGCAGGACUCUGCGGCGCGUUCACUCGAGCCCCGCGUGGAACGACGGUGUCUGGGCGUCGACGGACGUAGGGUGGCGGCGAAGACCACGAGCCCGAUGACCGUGGACCUGUCGCCGGGCCAGCAGCAGUCCAAGUGCUCGCGGCAGCAGCACGACGGCGACGCGAUGCCCGGCGGACCGGCGCCCCCGUCGUUCCUCAUCCGCGACAUACUGAGCGAGUCGGGAGCCCAGGGGGCCGCAGCCGCGGCGGCGGCCGCUGCGGCCGCUGCAGCCGCCGCCAGCCUAGCAGCGGCGCAGGGGCUCGUACACAUGCCGUUCGGACAGCACCACCCGCUUCACCCGAUGGCACACCACCACCUGCCCAGGCCGCCGAGUCCCGCGGACAGCUACUCGAGACACUCGGACCGCGACGACGGCCACGGGAGCGAGUCCCCGGAACGAACGCUCGAGUCGCCCCCUGGCGGCGGCGGCGGGGGUGGCGGCGUGUGCUCGCUGAAGAUGAAGAAGCAGCGCAAGGCACGCACCGCCUUCACGGACCACCAGUUGCAGACCCUGGAGAAGAGCUUCGAGCGCCAGAAGUACCUUAGCGUUCAGGACCGCAUGGAACUGGCCGCCAAGCUCAACCUCACAGACACACAGGUCAAGACGUGGUACCAGAACAGAAGGACGAAAUGGAAGCGCCAGACGGCCGUGGGUCUCGAGCUGCUGGCGGAGGCCGGAAACUACGCUGCCGUGCAGCGAAUGCUCCAGACGGCCCCGUACUGGUUGUCCAGCUACACGGGCCUGUCGCCGCAGUCCUCGCUAAGCACUAUGGCUGCGUUGGACCUCUACUACCGGCAGGCCGCUCUGCAGAAGCCCAUGGCGUACCGGCUCUACCCGGGCGCUCCACCGCCGCCGGGGGUUCCGGCCGGGGUGGCUCCACCACCUCCCCAUCACGCCCCUCCUCCGCCGGGAGCCUCGAGCAACGGACUGCCCGCCUCCGUGGCCGUCGUGCCGCCACAGAUGCCGCCGCCGUGCUCGUCUUCGACGGCGAGCGCUUCGCCGUGCUCGACGGCCAGGCCGUCGUCUCCCGCUGCGCCGUCUCAUCCUCCUCUCCCCACGACGUCGUCGUCCUCUUUGUCGUCGAUGGCGGCGUCCCUGUCGUCUUCGGUGUCAUCUUUCCGGCCGACGAGUAGGGAAUCCUGUUAGAGGAGAACAGCGUCAGUCGCCCGCCCCAUCGCAGGUCUCCCGCACUGAUGCACCUCCUGCACCUCCUCCCACUCCUUUUGUAGAAAGCAGAGAAGAUUCCUCCCACCUUCGACCGUUGUCUCGCUCUUUGAUGCACUGCGAGAGACUGACUGAGAGAGGGACGGAGAAAAAUGGGAGGAUGGUGAGCUCUCGAAGCGGAAAGUCUAGUCGUUACACCCACGGAAUGCGAACUUUUCACUUUUAUUUUCUCAUUUGCCUAGCAAGAGCGAGCAGAACCACCGAUUUGAGCCAUUACCUAAACUUCGAUGUUUUGAGAGCUCUUAGAAGAAGAGCUUCUUGCGGGGUUCACUUUACCGGCGGGUGAAUGUUUUCCGCGGAUGAGAGGCUUUGCGCAAAGGACAGUAUAAGUUAGCGCGCAGCGGGUUGUCAAGUGACAUGCAAGUGAUGCUUGCGGAAAAGUUCUUUUGCCAGCCGACAACUUCCUUCGGGUCAAUUUGCUGCCACUGGCACGAAGCUUUUAAGCCGGGAGCAGAUUUGCCGACGGGUAUUAGCUAAUCCGUGCACGCGGCUACGUAUAGUGCAGUAGAAUUGUAAAUUCUGCUGCAUUUGAAUUUCCCGUGUAAGCAUGACGGUGCUUGUGAAGAAAGGAGCGUAAUAUGGUGGCGUAUAUGGCUAAGGGCAUGACACAUUACGUGGGACAGUAUUUCCGCAGGGGUGUUUAGACCAAAGUCAAACUUUAGGACGAACGCCUGUACUGUUCGGUAGCUCUAUCCCACGCAUCGACCAUUGCUUGUUAUUUUCAAUCGUGUAUGCGAACUCCCACCGUCUGCACCUUCCGUUAGCAAGGCAGUCUGCCGAGGAAGCAGUUACGAGAUGGUGACCUCGCGCCCCGGUUGAAACAGCAUUCUUGCGCACACUCCUUUGCUUAUGUUGUUCAGGCGUAGAUCGGCGGCGCAUUUCAGUCGCGAGUGAACGUGUUGAAAUUAAGCAAAAAGAUGCGUUGGGUUCCGAUGUCAGUGGCUAGCAUGGCCAUGGCCAACGUGCAACUUCUAACGCAUUCCACGCUUGAGGGCAAUCUUCCCGCGUUGUGUAAAUAACCGAAAGAGGAGAAAAGCUACAGGAAAGUCGGUAGUGGAUGUGACGACUUGCCGGAAGCAGCUUGGUAUUCUAUGGCGCGAGCCAGACUUGUUUACGGGUGCGAUAUCUGUUUGCUGAGAACUGUGUGCCGCCAACGCCGGUGCCGUGCUUCGAACUCGCAGAGCUGUUUGGAACAGUUUCGUGAAAACACUGAGUGCGUGCAAGAACUGAAGAAGACAAGGGCGGUCUUAUACGAUGGCGCCUACGGACAGCAGCGCCCUCUGCAGCGACGUAGGCUGACGUGAACCCUCUUCAAGCGGCAUUCCUGACCAUCCCCCGUCAAUUUGACCGACCUGUGACGAGACCACCGUAUUACGAACGCAUCUGCAAUUGUUCUUUCGCCGUACUGCUUUUGUUGCAUUCCCCCCCCCCCGACGUGAGAUCGCGUCAAGGUGUGCUGUGCGCUCUUGAACAGUCGCGCACGUUUUGCAAAAGUGACUGUGGACGAUGCGGGAAAAGAAUCGUGUGCCGCCAUCCUCGUGUGACAUUGUGAAUUGAAGCUCGGGUGUACGGCGCACCAGAACGCGCCCUGUGUAAUAUAAAUUUGUAAUCUCGCGUAGAUAUGGCAAUAAAAAAAUGCUAAUAAGGCGAGCAAAAAAAAAAAAACUGUUGUGUUGAGAGUUUCUGAUUUCGUGAACGUUAUAUUUUAUAUAACGUUCACGAUUAUACAUUUUAUAUUUUAUAUAUAUAUAUAUAUAUUUUAUAUAUAUAUUUUUUUUAUAUUUUUAUAUGUAUAGUUACGCCUCUUGAGGGGAAUAAGUACACUGUUUUCAUGUUGCUUAGCAUAACUUGCAGCAAGUAGUAAAGGAUCAGUAAGCCUUAGCUGCGGUUAGCCUGUCUGAGUAACCAAAAGGUAUCAAAACAUUCCUUCGUUUUGACCCCUCGACCGCUUCCCUCGGUUCCCUUC